AUGCCGCCCGCUACUCUCGGGCCGUCAAUGUUUAGACAAUCGCUGUCACUAUCACGACUCCCACGAGAAUUCUUCACUUGUCGUCAAUGCCUACAACGGCCCCAGCCAGCGAGAACAGCGCGUCAAUGGAUAGGGACGAGUCAGUUUAGAGGCACUUCGGAGUAUUCCUCUGGUUUGCUAGCUGCGUUUCGAACAAAGCCUUCCAAACCAGUAAUUCCACGGUCGUUUUUCACAACCGCUGCGACGACGGCAGCGGGAGAGACUGUCUCCAAGUCUAAGUUUCCCGAUGUUAGCUCCAAGGGUGUUGCGUACUGGCUGCUGGCGAGUGCGGCAAGUGUCUUUGGCAUUGUUGUGUUUGGCGGCCUAACUCGUCUCACGGAGUCUGGACUUAGUAUAACAGAAUGGAGACCUGUGACUGGCUCUAUACCUCCACUGAACGCAGACGACUGGGAAUCGGAAUUUGCCAAAUACAGAGCAUCGCCGGAGUUCAAGAUGCUUAACCCCAACAUGACCCUCGAGGAGUUCAAGUCGAUAUACUACAUGGAAUGGAUUCACCGUAUAUGGGGUCGCUUUGUCGGUCUUUCUUUCGUUAUCCCCGCUGCUUAUUUCGUUGCAACAAAACGGGUGUCAAAGCCCAUGAGCCUCCGUCUCGCUGGCAUUGCUGGUCUCAUUGGUUUCCAGGGCUUUUUGGGCUGGUGGAUGGUUAAAUCUGGAUUGAAAGAUGACUUGUUUGCGCCGGGUAGCCAUCCUCGCGUUAGUCAGUACCGGCUUACUGCGCAUCUUGGAGCUGCAUUUGUCUGCUAUGUUGCCAUGUUGUGGAACGGGCUGGCUAUUCUACGCUCCCAUCGUCUUCUUGCAGAUCCCAUCAAAGGACUAGAAGUCCUCCAGUCGCUGAAAAAUCCUAAACUAGCCGUCUUCCGCCGCUCUGUGGCUGGUCUUGCACUGCUUGUUUUCGUCACCGCGAUGUCAGGCGGACUCGUCGCAGGUCUUGAUGCUGGUUUGAUCUAUAACGAAGUCCCUUGGAUGGGUGACGGUCUCGCUCCUCCCAAAGAAGAGCUAUUCGAUGAGUUCUACUCCCGAAAGGAAGAUCGAUCCGACCUGUGGUGGAGAAAUAUGCUCGAGAACCCAUCCUUUGUACAGCUUGACCAUCGAAUUCUAGCCAUGACUACGUUCACCUCCGUCAUGUCGCUGUGGGCAUACAGUCGCAUGCCCGCCAUGAAAAAGCUUCUCCCUCGCGCCGCAAAGAAAGGUAUCCACGGAGUUGUAGGAUUCACCGCACUUCAACUGACACUAGGAAUCAGCACACUCCUCUACCUUGUCCCAAUCCACUUAGCAUCCGCCCACCAGGCAGGCAGCCUGUUCCUCCUCACCUGGGUUAUGGUUUUGGGCAGCAGGAUAUGGCAUCCUUCUCGCACCGCAAGGCUCCUACAGCAGGCUGCCAAGGCAAAACCGCUAUCUUCGGCUUCGCAUGCUACCUCUCCUCUUUCACGGAAGCUUUAG
Messenger RNA from Nannizzia gypsea CBS 118893, 1500 nucleotides. Its product is annotated as cytochrome c oxidase assembly protein COX15. The record is from RefSeq and is a predicted model, not a curated record. NCBI's taxonomy places the organism in Eukaryota, Fungi, Ascomycota, Eurotiomycetes, Onygenales, Arthrodermataceae. The transcript has 2 exons. Gene Ontology annotation, biological process: heme A biosynthetic process. Gene Ontology annotation, cellular component: mitochondrial inner membrane. Gene Ontology annotation, molecular function: oxidoreductase activity, acting on NAD(P)H, heme protein as acceptor. The coding region runs from base 1 to 1500 and encodes 499 amino acids.